Messenger RNA from Cuscuta europaea, 4880 nucleotides. NCBI's taxonomy places the organism in Eukaryota, Viridiplantae, Streptophyta, Magnoliopsida, Solanales, Convolvulaceae. The record is from the annotation of a GenBank genome assembly.
CCGUCCCAAAAAAUUCUUCCUACUUAUUUUUUUGGGAUGUCCCAAAAAAUUCUUCUCAUUUUUCUUUUUGGAAAGAUUUGUGUGGCUACCAUUCAUUUACUUUUUUCUUACUCAACCACAACCACACAUUUCCACUUUAUUCCUACUUUCUUAAACUCAUAUCCAAGUCAAACCUGUAAUAAUUUUCGAGGACCGAGAGAGUAUCAAAUACUCCCUCCGUCCCUUAAAACUUUGGCAAGUUUGACCGGCACAGAGACUAAUAAAGUAAAAACUGUGUAAUUGAGAUUUGUGCAGAUGAGAUAGAACUAACUGAAAGUGACAAAGUUAAUGGAACAUUUAAAAAAGGAAAGUUGACAAAAUUUUAAGGAAAGUAGGGAGUAGAAUACAAAACAAACUUUUGCUGGACCAACGAAAAUGAUAAAAUGAAACAAGUAGAAUCAUUGUUUUCUCAUUGAAUGAUUGAAGUAAAGGAUAAUGAAAUGGAAAAGUACUUAUUGUUUUGUAGAUAAUGCUUCCAUUAGAAAGUUACGUUUAUUAAUAACAAUAAUAAAUUUGUGUCGUUAAAUUAAAAGACGAUUGGGAGUCUGGGACAAUGAAGCAGUAACCACGUGAGAAAGAAUGUUGAAUGGGUAGAAUGUGCACUAUUACUUGCCUUCAGAACUUCUGUAGAAUCACAAACACAAGCUUGAAGGUUUUAUUAACCAUGGAGGAAAACAGAGGAAUAAAUAAAUCUGCAGAGAUUUGAGCGGCAAAGAGGGAUAGAAAAAGAAACAGUAUUUUGAAAGGGGUAAUAACUACUACGGAGUAAAACGUUGAAGCUGUGAUUAACUGUGAAAGGGACCAUUCUUUCCCAGCAAUGGUGAUUGAAGAAUAGAGGACGGACCCCACUUCUUAUCACGUGGAACUCCUUCAAUAAAGAAUGUAUACUCUCCACACUUCUUCUACUCCUCAUCCAUGCUUCUUUUUUCACUGCCGCUAUUCUUGAUGUGUUUCUAACCCCUUUCCUUUUUGUGUUUCCCCUUCCCCCCCUUCUUGGUUCCUGUGUUUUGUUCUUCUUGAACGGAACAGCCAUUAUUGCACUGUUUUGAGCUCCAAUAAAGCUCAACCCACCUCGCAGUUUCUGGUAAGCUAUUGCUUUUUCAUGACAAUUUUUAACCUUGUAUAGAUGUAUUUCGGAAACUGUGGCGGUCAACUGAAUGAGAUAAUGAGUCAAAGCAAGUCCAAUGAAUGAGUGCGGAAGAAGAUCUUUGUCUUUGAGAUUGUCCAACACUAUCAAAUAUCAAUAGGUUACUUUUUUGAUGUUUCUUGGUCAAUUUCAUCAGCCUAGCUCAUAUUUGUGGAACCCAUUGUUCUAAUCUGACUUAGGGCCUGUUUGGUUAGACUUAUUUGCCUGUAAGGUCUGAAUCUGCUUAUUUCCAGAAAGGAAAACCGUUUGGUAAGAAUGCAUAAGUCCGAAUGAGGAAAAGUUGUCUACCAAACGGAACCUUGGGCAGGCACCGGCUGAAUAUCAGGAUAAAAAGUGGAAUACCUUUUUGCCAUAUUGCAGUUUGGAUUAUUAUAGCAUAAAAUAAAAAUGUAUGUGCUGUUCUUUAUCCUGAAUUUGUGCUUGUAGGCUUUUAGCCUCCCCACUGGUAGGUAGAAGUUUGGCAGUCCACUCACUCCAGUUAGGGAUACACCUAUACUUCUGAGUAUAUACAUUAAUAAUAUAUACAUACAUAUGCAUAUGUAUACCUCCUAUCAUUGUGUUUGGUGUCCUAAAAUAGUGGCAUUUAUUUCUGUGGGCUCUAACUUUUUUGGUGUGAUUUGUUUUGACAAAAUGUUGAAUCACACAACUUCUCUUAGCUUUCACUAUCCACACAUUUCUGUACUUUUUCUUGUCUUCAUCCUCCGGAGUCCUCUGUAAUGUUCAAAGGUAGGAUCUUUUUGCUUAGUUAGGAAACAAGAAAUGAGGGGGUUAUUUGUAAUUCCAUCGAAGAAUGGAAUCUACCUUAGAAAGAAAUUGAAGUGACCCAUAGCUAGAGUUGAGUUAAGGAAUUAGGUUUGCUAGCUGUAAGUGUGUUACUUGAGCUGCAUUUUGCAAAAUCUCCAGAGUCCAGAUUGAUAUUUGAUAGAAUAUGCCAUGUGGGCUUCUUGAAUCACUAGGCCACUAUGUCUUCCUUUCUGUCCUUUUCUUUUCUUGAAGGUAUAAAUAAGGAAUUUUCUUUGCAGAAUUUAAGAUUCUGUGGGAAUCCCAUUCACCUUUGACAAAGCAGUCUUCUUGUGAAGCUGAACCAGUUGUCAAGAACAGGAUUUUGGAGAAGAUAUGGAUCUUGACCACGCCAAGUGCUGGGACACAACAAAGAAAAAUGGUUGGAAAUCUACACUGCUUUUAGCAUAUCAAAGUCUUGGUGUAGUUUAUGGCGAUCUCAGUAUUUCGCCACUUUAUGUUUUCAAGAGCACAUUUGCAGAAGACAUCAAGCACUCCGAUACUAAUGAAGAAAUAUUUGGUGUCAUGUCUUUUGUUUUCUGGACUUUAACUCUUCUCCCUCUAUUCAAGUACGUGUUUAUAGUACUUCGAGCCGAUGACAAUGGAGAAGGUGGUACCUUUGCUCUGUAUUCCUUGAUAUGUAGGCAUGCAAAAGUCAGUGUUCUUCCAAACAGACAAGUUUCUGAUGAAGCACUUUCUACAUAUAAGUGUGAACAACCUCCCGAGAUGAAUGAUAAAUCAAGGGUGAAAAUGGUGCUUGAGAAGUACAAGUUUCUGCACACAGGGUUACUGAUCUUGGUGCUGAUCGGCACUUGUAUGGUCAUUGGAGAUGGAUUGCUUACUCCAGCCAUAUCUGUUUUCUCUGCGGUUUCUGGGCUUGAGUUCUUCAUGUCCAAGGAUCACCACCAAUAUGCGGUCGUGCCUAUAACUUGCUUCAUAUUAGUGUGCCUAUUUGCAUUGCAACAUUAUGGCACACAUCGAAUUGGCUUUUUCUUUGCACCGAUCGUGCUGUCGUGGUUGUUUUGCAUAAGCACACUUGGGGUGUACAAUAUCUUCCAAUGGAAUCCACACGUUUACAAGGCACUUUCCCCAUAUUACAUGUUCAAGUUCUUGAAAAAGACUAGAGAAGGUGGAUGGAUGUCAUUGGGUGGAAUUCUCUUGUGCAUAACAGGAGCAGAAGCAAUGUUUGCUGACCUCGGCCACUUCUCAUAUGCUGCAAUUCAGACUGCAUUCACCUUUCUGGUUUAUCCAGCACUCAUUUUGGGAUAUAUGGGUCAAGCAGCCUAUUUAUCAAUGCAUCACCACAACAUGCAUGAAAUCAGUUUCUAUUUGUCAGUUCCCGAGAGGGUGAGGUGGCCGGUUCUUAUUGUAGCCAUUCUAGCUUCAGUUGUGGGAAGUCAGGCGAUCAUAAGCGGGACUUUCUCUAUCAUCAACCAGAGUCUUUCAUUGGGCUGCUUUCCAAGAGUCAAGGUGGUUCACACAUCCAAUAAUAUACACGGGCAGGUGUACAUCCCAGAGAUCAAUUGGAUACUUAUGGUCCUUUGUGUUGCUGUGACUAUCGGUUUCCGAGACACCAAACAUUUGGGAAAUGCUUCAGGCCUGGCAUUGAUGGCGGUCAUGCUGGUAACCACAUGUCUCACCUCACUGGUCAUAAUCCUUUGUUGGCACAAACCUCCUAUUCUCGCCCUCUGUUUUCUUGUCUUUUUCGGCUCUAUUGAAUUGCUCUACUUCUCUGCCUCUGUCAUUAAGUUUCUAGAAGGCGCUUGGCUCCCUAUACUUCUUGCCCUCAUCUUGGUAACUGUCAUGUUUGUCUGGCACUAUGCCACCAUCAAGAAGUAUGAAUUUGACCUCCACAAUAAAGUCUCCCUUGAGUGGCUCUUGGCUUUGGGUCCCAGCCUCGGCAUCGCGCGGGUCCCUGGGAUUGGAAUCGUCUUUAGUGAUUUGACUUCAGGGAUCCCGGCAAACUUCUCGCGUUUUGUCACCAACCUCCCAGCCUUCCAUCGUGUCCUUGUUUUCGUCUGUGUGAAGGCUGUCCCCGUCCCCUUCAUCCCACCGGCCGAGCGUUACCUCGUGGGCCGUGUGGGACCUGCCUCCCACCGUUCCUACAGGUGCAUUGUGCGAUACGGGUACCGGGACGUUCACCAAGACGUUGACUUCUUUGAGACCGAGCUUGUAAGGAAGCUUGCCGAUUUCAUUCGGUAUGACUGGUACAGGACCCACGGGAUAGUCAGCUCGCCCGACGACGAUGGCAGGUCUGGGUCAGCCGCUUCAUCGGGCGAGUGCCGGUUGGCAGUGAUCGGGACGAUGGUUUUUCCCGGCUUCGAGAUCGACGAUACUGCCCAACCCGAGAGCGUAUCCGUCGGUUUCCCAACCGUGGAGAGCAUAACAGACGUCAUCGAGAUGCGACCGACGACGGGUGGAGGGGCUCAGAGGCAGGUGAGGUUUGAUGUGGAUGAUUCGGAAGCCGACCAGCAUCUCGAUAUGGACAUGCAGAUGCACGAGGAGCUAAGAGACCUUCAUGAAGCACGGGAAGCGGGGAUUGCGUUCAUACUUGGGCAUUCACACGUGAGAACCAAACAAGGCUCAUCCAUAUUCAAGAGGUUGGCCAUAAACUUUGGGUAUAAUCUGCUCAAGAGGAACUGUAGGGGACCUGAUGUGUCACUGAAGGUUCCGCCGGUGUCUCUUCUUGAGGUCGGUAUGGUUUAUGUUGUAUGAGGAGUUGUAAAUGCAAAAGUUUUCUUCUUCCACACUCUUAAUCUGCAUGUUGAUUUUUGAAUAUUGCAACUAUAUGUUAACUCAGUGAGAUUAGGAGUACUGACAGUCACGUGUAAUUGUACAAAAUUGCCCUCCUAAAUGGCAUAUCUUUGUUUCAACCCACUGGGCGUGAGUAAAUGCGAAGGAUUAGUUAGUCAUU